ACGUAUACUCAUAAAUGAGCCAUCAGGAAGUUGUCACUCCAACACCGAUAACAAACAAGAUUUAUUUAUUUAUUGUUCUAGUUGAUAUUAUAUAAGGACGAUAGAACUGUAUUGUAGAACUAGUUCAAGCUCUUUCUUGGUAAAUCUUGGAAUUCACAGGAACGUCAAAAAAUGGCCUACAAGAGAAAUACUUAUGGGAAAGAUAAAAACAGUAUAGACCUUAGUUUUCCUCAAGAAACCUGUGGACUUAAUGAUCCUCAUAAUUUCACCAGUGACCAGUCCCAAGUCCAGUCAGAUGAUGUUGAAGGUCCACUGAUUGGUGAUCAUGAAACUCAGGAGUCAGAAGGUGGAGAAGCUGCUCUACCCACAUAUUUUGUUCGCUGUAAGAAGAAUCCAGGUCAUAAACAGUUUAUACCUAUUGAUACAUUCACCUUGAAACAUUUACCUAAAGAUUUUCAACACAAUGACUUUUAUGAAUGCAUCAAAGUUAUAGCUGACCUGACAGUUAGAGUAAGUAUUUUAAUAAACAGUCAACACAGACCAAAGUUUUGGCGAAAGACAACUCAACCAUAUCCAUUUUAUAACAUGAGUCAUAGCAGAAACAUGAGGACAGGAAGUGGAAGAGUCUGGCAUGUAAACAAGUUUCAAGAUGGAGUCAAGCAAGAUGGAGGUUAUAGACGUGAAGCCUGCACAAAGUGUUGGUGUAGAAAGUGUGAAAAUUCAGACUCACCCAGCAAUGUGUGGUGGGAGUUUGAUGUGGACACAGCCGCACAUUUGGUUUUUGAUGACAUCGAGGCCAGAUAUACGACCUUGAGAUUGUUUUUUGAUAGAGAUACAAGUCCAGUGGUUAUUGUUGAUAAGGUCAGUGUUAAAUUUGUUAACAUUGAGGAUGACUUUUGUUGGUUGAAAGGUGUGACAUGUGACAAAAAUGUAGGAAAUAAACUUAUGGACAUGUGGGAACAUUUUGAAAAUGUCUGGGAGAAAGUCUGUAAUAAAUACUCUGCUUCCGGAUCUCAACACAAGUUUACCUUUAUAGUGUCACAUCCUCAUGGAUGUUCUAAACAGGUCAGUCUUGGUUAUUGGAAGGACAGAUGCAAAGUGAGUGCUACAUCUCAGUUUACUUAUACAACUUGUACAUGUCCAGGAAGUAGUGGAGCAUAUGUCCACUGUGUAGGUUUUGCUAACUGGACUUCGUCUGAUCUUGUCCACAGUGGAAGUCUCAAGCCUGGAUUAAAUUAUAGUGGAUUUGGUCGUGUCUAGUGAGUUGUUUUCCUUAUGAGUUGUCAAAAAUUAUUUUGAGAACCUUUGACAUUCUGAACUUCAUAUAUAAACAUUUUUUUUUUAAAGUUUUGAAAUAAAUACAUUUAUAUUUUUUGUUAAAUAUUUGAGUCUAUUUUUAGACAUUACAAGUUUUAAUCUAAUGAUUUGGUCAACUUAUGUAUUGUUAUGUUUAUAAAGGCUGUCUUCAAAAUAACAAUUUUUGUUUGUUUUUUAUAACUGUUAAUAGUUCUAACUUACAUCUUGUCACAGUCUUAGUUGAUAUUGCAUGAUCUAAAGUUCACGUCAUGUUAAGAGUUUAAAAGACACGUGGAAUUCCUGAUGUAGAAAACAGGAAGUAGAAUGAAUAAAGUUGACUUUGAGUUCAGUCAAGUCAGUAAGUCUUGCUUACCGGGGGUCCAGGAAGGUUGGACGUUGCUUCCUGGACUGGUGUAUAUAUAUGUCUAUAGCAUGAAAGUCGAUGGACUGGUGAUUGUUGAUUAAUUAUAUUUGAGAGGUGAUUUCAUUAUGCGCUUAUUGAAUAUUAAAGUAUUAUUCGUAUUUCAAUGGAUAUCUAUAGUUGGAGUUCCAGUGUAAUUACUAGUAAUUGUUCUUAUUGUUACCCGCUGAGAUGCGGACGUGAUUUGUAACUAAUAUAUAUUGGAUACAUUUGAUACCGCUGUCAUGCGGAUAGGAUUGUUUAUUAUUUCUUGACUUGUAGCACUAAGAAGGAGUGCAGUAUUAUUAUUAUUGUAGUAAAAUAAACUUUAUAUUUGUCUGCUGAAA
Molecule: messenger RNA, 2043 nt
Organism: Biomphalaria glabrata
Lineage: Eukaryota; Metazoa; Mollusca; Gastropoda; Planorbidae
Exons: 5
Coding region: 172-1260 (362 amino acids)
Source: RefSeq, a predicted model, not a curated record